Molecule: messenger RNA, 864 nt
Organism: Schistocerca nitens (vagrant locust)
Lineage: Eukaryota; Metazoa; Arthropoda; Insecta; Orthoptera; Acrididae
Product: galactoside alpha-(1,2)-fucosyltransferase 1-like
Exons: 5
Coding region: 1-864 (287 amino acids)
Biological process (GO): carbohydrate metabolic process
Cellular component (GO): membrane
Molecular function (GO): galactoside 2-alpha-L-fucosyltransferase activity
Source: RefSeq, a predicted model, not a curated record
AUGGCUGCAAGUAAAAACAUCUCCGAGAUUAUGGCAACAGUGAACAUGGCAGAAGACGAGAAAUUUACUUCCAAUGUUACUAAUAUCUUCGAGAGGGAUCCAGAAUACAUUCCUAACGAUUCAGAUGACUCAGAGGUGUUGCGCUACGCUACAAAUGACUCCUUGCUGUAUCCCGUGUCGCGGUAUGUCCAGUGGGCGCUCAGGCACAGCCAACCAAUUAUUCUAAGGAAGUGGAUCGUGGUAACCGAGUCCAUCGCAUAUAUGUCUGGGGAGCUUCACAUAGAGUUCCGGUACCGACGAGAGUACGCCGACAUGGCGGAAUGCACACUGACGCGUGUGAGGCAAGCUGCCGCUCAGAAGGCGGGCUCCCAUUAUUCUAAGGUGUUAACGGUCAGCAUACAUGUUCGUCGCUCGGACUACGCUUCAUACUUGAUCCAUAAAUUUAAUGCCAAAAAUAUGGCAGAGGUGGGCUACUACCGCAGGGCGGCAAAGCGCAUGCGCGAACUGCUCGAGCCAGAGUUCGCUGCCCUCGCCUUCAUCGUGGCCAGCGACGACAGUCAAUGGUGUCAAAAUACUCUGCUGCCUGCACUCAACAGGGAUUUCCAGGAGGGGAGCCCGCCCAGCAGCGUCUUCCUGACGCCUGACGACAGCAGCAGCUCGCCGGUGCACGACCUGGCCGUGCUGUCGGCCGCCGACCACUCAGUGCUGAGCUACGGCACGUUCGGAACGUGGGCAGCGCUAAUGGCCGGCGGGCGCGCCAUCGUGUUCGACCUCGCUGCCGCCAACCCGCACCUACCACCGGGCACCCGCAACAGCGCCAUGAGCUUCGCGCCCCACCUGCCGUCGUGGGAGCUCCUCACCUGA